Hypomesus transpacificus is the source of this 6910-nucleotide messenger RNA. RefSeq names its product regulatory factor X, 1a (influences HLA class II expression) (gene rfx1a). Gene Ontology annotation, biological process: regulation of transcription by RNA polymerase II. The transcript has 18 exons. NCBI's taxonomy places the organism in Eukaryota, Metazoa, Chordata, Actinopteri, Osmeriformes, Osmeridae. Gene Ontology annotation, molecular function: RNA polymerase II cis-regulatory region sequence-specific DNA binding; DNA-binding transcription factor activity, RNA polymerase II-specific. The record is from RefSeq and is a predicted model, not a curated record. The coding region runs from base 171 to 2885 and encodes 904 amino acids. Gene Ontology annotation, cellular component: nucleus.
AGCAACAGUUGCCCCGGUGAGGACGAGGCGCCAUAGCCACGGUAGCCCUGGCGACAAGAACCCAGCAACGAGAAUCAACAACAACAGCCCGAAUCCUUGAAAAAAAUAAAAAGCAAAAUUACCGGUGGGAAAUUCACGCCGAUUCAGAGUAGUGGAUCCCAGAGUAAGUGAUGGCCACAUCAGGCUACGUGGGGGAGUUGCAGCCAACCAGCCAGCCUCAAGGGACAGGUGUAAGUGUGACAACGGGACAGACAUCCACCUCAGACCCCUCCUCACCGCAGUUCCUGGCUGAGAUUCAGACCACAGUGACUACCCUGCCUACAACAGCACCUGCAGGACAAACCACUCCCCCUGACCAGGCCCCUCCCACACCCUCUCAGAACACCACUCCGCCCGCUCAGACUCAGUAUGUGACUGCGGAAAUCCAGAGUUCCCCCACGCAGUCUGGGAAUGCCCAGAGCACACCUCAGUACAUUGUUGUCACAGUCACAGAGGGGUCUCUCCACUCCAGUGACUCAGUGUCCGACUCCAGCCCCCCCCCAGCCGUGGUGCAGACUGGGGUUCCCACCCAGGUUGUGCAGCAGGUUCAGACAGCCCAACAGCAGAGGUCAGUGGUACAGGCCACCUCUCAGAUAGCCAAGACUGAACCUGGCACCCAGCUCAAUGUCACCAACCUGCAGCCUGUCCACCUGACCCAGGAGGUGCAGCAGCAGUUGCAGCAGGUUCCAGUACAGCAUGUGUACACCAACCAGGUUCAAUAUGUGGAAGGAGGAGACACCAGCUACACCACCAGUACCAUUCGUUCCGGAAGCUUCUCCUACACAGACACCCCUUUGUACACCCAGACCACUGCUGCCCCCUACUACGAAGCCCCUCCCUCCUCCGGGUCACCGGCCACCACCCCAGGGACCCCAUUGACUGUGUCCGUGACAACGGGCUCAGCGGGUGUGUCCAUGUUCGUGGCAGGGACGGGCCAGAUCGUGGCUAACCCUGCCACCACCGCCGGGGGAGGGGCCACGGUGGUGACCACUGGAGGCACGGCCAACGGGUCCGGGGAAGGGGCAGGGGCCAACGGUGGCGGGGGCAGCUAUGUGAUCCAGGGGGGGUACAUGCUGGGGGGAGGCGGUGGGGGCAGCAACAGUCAGAGCUACUCACACAAUGCCCGUGCGUCUCCUGCCACUGUGAGUAUUACAGAGGGAGAGGAGAGUAGCGUGCCGUCGGCAGACAAAAAGUCCUCCUGUGUCUCUCUGCCUCCUGGCCAGGUACAGUGGUUACUGGAUAACUACGAGACAGCAGAAGGAGUCAGUCUGCCUCGCUCCACCCUCUACUGCCACUACCUGCUGCACUGCCAGGAGCAGAAACUGGAGCCGGUCAACGCCGCCUCGUUCGGCAAACUCAUCCGCUCGGUCUUCAUGGGGCUGCGGACGCGCCGCCUGGGAACGCGGGGUAAUUCUAAGUACCACUACUACGGCCUGAGGAUCAAGGCCAGCUCGUCUCUCAUCAGACUGAUGGAGGACCAGCAGCACCUGGCCAUGAGGCAGCAGCCUUUCUCCCAGAAACAGAGGUUGAAGCCGGUGCAGAAGGUGGAGGGAAUGACCAAUGGCACGGCAGCAGGCUCAGGCCAGCAGCAGCAGGGGGCGGGGCUCUCUGACAUCAGCGCCCAAGUGCAGCAGUACCAGCAGUUCCUGGACGCAUCGCGAGCGCUCCCAGAGUUCCCGGACAUCGAUCUGCAGGGGAAAGCCCUGCCGGAGGACAUAGAGCCAGAGCACAUCAAAGGCUUCCAGCUGCUCUAUCGGGAACACUGUGAGGCCAUCCUGGAUGUGAUGAUCAAUCUGCAGUUCACCCUUGUGGAGACCCUGUGGAAGACCUUCUGGAGGUUCAGCCAGAACCAGGCUGGAGACUCAGGCACCCUUGCCGUGCAUGACGAGUCAGAGAAGCGUCUGCCCAAGUCCUGCCUGGUGAUCCUGUGUAAGUAUGACCCGGUGCUGCGCUGGAGCCGUGACUGUGACAACACGCUGUACCAAGCCCUGGUGGAGAUCCUCAUCCCUGACGUGCUGCGCCCCAUCCCCAGUGCCUUAACCCAAGCAAUCCGCAACUUUGCCAAGAGUCUGGAGAGCUGGCUGACCAAUGCUAUGAUGAACAUCCCAGAGGAGAUGGUCCGCAUCAAGGUGACCUCUGCCAGUGCGUUCGCCCAGACCCUGCGGAGGUACACCUCCCUCAACCACCUGGCCCAGGCGGCCCGCGCCGUUCUCCAGAACACCGCCCAGAUCAACCAGAUGCUCAGCGACCUCAACCGCGUGGACUUUGCCAAUGUGCAGGAACAGGCGUCAUGGGUGUGCAGGUGUGAGGACCGCGUGGUGCAGCGGUUGGAGCAGGACUUCAAGCUGACCCUGCAGCAGCAGAACUCCCUGGAGCAGUGGGCUGCCUGGCUGGACGGUGUGGUCUCCCAGGUCCUAAAGCCCUACCAGCACAGCGCCGCCUUCCCCAAGGCCGCCAAACUCUUUCUGCUGAAGUGGUCCUUCUACAGCUCCAUGGUGAUCAGAGACCUGACCCUGCGUAGUGCUGCCAGCUUCGGCUCCUUUCACCUGAUCCGGCUGCUCUACGACGAGUACAUGUACUACCUGAUAGAGCACAGGGUGGCCCAGGCCAAGGGAGAGACGCCCAUCGCUGUCAUGGGAGAGUUUGCCAGUCUGGGCAGGAGUUUGAACCCCUUGGAUCCUGACAAAGAAGAGGAAGAGGAGGAGGAAGAGGAGAGCGACGAUGAGAGCCAGGAGCUGUCUCUCCCCUCUGACGGGGCGGGGCUGGGGGAGGAGUCACUGGAGCCCCCAGCCAAGCUGGCCAGAACCGACCAGAGAGUGCUCUUCUCCACAGGCUCGACAGACUGAGCGCACACACACACACACCCUGUCUUUCUCUCUUUGAUGAACUCUAACCACUCACUUUAUGUACAGUCAUACACAAACAUCAGCAGACUGAUAAGACACUAAUUUGUACAUAAACACUCACAUGCAGAUGCUAUGUACACACACAAACGCACUCAGAGAGAAAAGUGCUGCGGUCACCUUAAAAGCAAAAAUGGGCCCUGCCAGUGUACUCGUACACGCACACACACACACACUCAUACAGACACACGAGCCAGUCCCACAACUGCCCACUGUCACUGCUUAAAGCACAGACUCACAGGCAUAAUUGGGCGCACAAUCACUGGCAUAGUUGUCAUUGGGAACAGGGUGCUCCUCCAACAAAGAUGGAAACUUAGAACCUGUCAGAACGAGGAAGUGAAGAAAAACGUAUAUCACCUGGUGUCUCCUUGUGUGUGGAGUAAGAUAAGCAGGGUGACUCUACCAGAAUGAAUAGCAGGGGUCUGUUCCUCUGUAAGGUAUGGCGGACUGUCAGAGCAGCAUUCUGGACAGGACACUUAACCUUUGCUCCCCUUCGAUAGCUGCUCCUGCUGUCACCAAGUGUCCCAGGAAAUGUGGACGUUGUGGGAGAUGCUGAGGGAGGUAUUGAGGCGUUUAAAGUAAACGGCCGCUCUUAAGUGGCCCACCUCGCUGUCGCUCCUAUGUCAAUCAACCUCCCCCCCCCCCCGAGCCAAUCAGAAGAAGAUGGGCCUGCAGGUGUCAGCAGACUGUAAUUGAGUCGCUAGUGUGUGUAAUUUGUAAUGUGUUGCUUGUGUGUGCACUGGGGUCUCGCUGCUGUGCCGUACUUCUAGUUUGAGUGAACGUAUGGUUUUUGUGCUGUUGGUGUGUCUGGUUGUAUGACUGCGUUAGUUUGUGCUUCAAACGAUGUGCUGACUGUUUCUUUGGUGGAUAUUUUCAAAGGCAUUCUGCUGUAUAUCAGUUUGGGAGAGUAUUCUUUUAGAGUUUCUUGUGAAACAUGGUUGAUUUAGUUUUGCCUUUGUUUUCUUUUGACGAGUGACUGGGGUCUAAAGGUUCCCGUCCUAUCCAUUCACCUCACAUGAACCAUCCUUUAAAAGGUGUUUUCAUCAACCCCUGGAGCCAUGAAAAAGUUCUCCUGAUUUUCUAAACUGCACGAAACCCUUCACAACAAGUUAAGGGAAGCUCUUCAAAAACGACUUUGUUCAUUAUGUGUGUUCCAUCUGUUGCCUUUCUUUAUCCAGAUACAUCCAUUGGAUUGUUUUUCUGUGUUUUUCCCCCCUCAUUUCUGUGCCAAAUCUGUUUCAUUCAGUAUGUCUGCCUUUUUGUCUUUCUCAUUUGUCUGUGUUGGUGAGGAGGACUGUUCUUGACAGAGUUCUAUCAAAAUAUAUCCAAUCCUUCUCAUUCUGUUGUGUCACUAAGUGAAUCUUUGUAUGGUGAUGUGGUAUCACACACUGCAACUAUCCUUUUGUGUGUAUUUAUUGAAUGUUUAUUGAGUGUGAGCCCUACGUUCGAUUUCAGUCCUAAUACAGUCAAUCUACACAUACAUCCAGUACACAGGCUAUAGAACUGCUGCUGCUCUGCACAGUCAAUGAUAGCCAGAUGAGAUUAUCUGUCACAGGGUGACUCUUUUUUCAACCUCCAAAAUUCCCUGUGGUACAGUGGGGCACCUGUGUGAGAUGAUGGUGUUUAUGGCCACAGGUGUCAGAUUGCAUGUGAAAGUCCCUGUGUGCCCGUGCCAGUAAGCUGCAGUCAAAGGGGCUUGGUGUGAUUCUGAGAUUGCUGCUCUUUCUGUACAGUCCUCCACCCACUUCAUCCUUUGUGUCUUUGAACCGUACAUGCCCCUCCUGCCAAUGUGUUUUUUUUCUGUUUCUUCCAACAGUCAUAUUCAUAAAACAUUGCCCUACCGCCAUUUGCCAUUCAAAAUCAUACUAUAUUUAUAUUUACAGAUUUGAUUUCCUAUUUGUGGCUGCGAUGCUACAAUCUCCACGAUGGAGUUUCAUUGUGAGGUAUCAACCAGCAUGUUUUUGACCUCUGAGGAGAUUACUGGUACUAUCGCUGAUGUGACAUAUCACUCAAAAGACGAUCUCUGAAUAUGGCCAUGUUUUUCCAGACUAAAAUGUGUUAUCAUUUUUAUAUCGUUUAUUUAUGUAGAAAAACCAGUGAAAGUGGCAGUGUUUCAUGAAUUUGAUCAGUUACAAGAAUGACUGUGCCUUUGGAGGUUGUAGAAUGCGAUUCAGAUGUUUUUAAUUUGAAAAUAUAUAAAUUAAGAGUUUUUAAAAUUGCUACGGUCUCAAUUGUUUUAUUUUCACAAAGACAAGCCGGAAGAGUGCUUCUGUUACACACGCAUUCUCCUGGCACAAACAGCAGGCGGUCACAUUUCACACCUACGUACACAAAGCCGCAUCCUGCCAUGUUGCAACACACAUGACGAGUCAGCAACACUCUUUGAUCUAUUACAGAACUCUACCUUCUACUUCUCCUAUGCAAAAAAGGGCCAACCUGUCUCGGGUACUUUUCAACAUUUCAUUUAAAUGUAUCCAUUUGGUAGAGCAGCUGGAGAGUCCAGUAGUCUAGACUCGAGGCCUGGACUAGAAAUCUCAUUUUAUCACUCCUCAAUAACCCAAAGGGAUCGAGCUUUCUAAAUAUCACCCCAUGCAUGUGUUAAUCAAUCAGCCCUGAAUCCUUGCCUGCAGCGACUUCUAGUGGAGUAAUUAGGACAGGCAGAUCAUUCCACAGGAAUCAGUUGAGGGUUCAAUACAAGAGCCCUGCUCAAGGGUUACAGUGACGACCACGGUGAGUCCCGCGCACACAUUAGCACAUGCAGCAGUAACAAAACAAUCGGACACAAGUUUCAAAAUACGUUGACGUUUGCCCUUUUAAUUCAACAGAAUAUUGCUGCUGCUGGUGGUCAUUUGUUAACAAUAUUCACACUGUGCUGCCAAAUACAGGCUCGUCAGUGCCCAAGCUGCCAUUCGUUCUCAGCGGUAUUAAUACAAGUCCGACAAAAUAAACACCAAUACUUUACUAUCCUAUGAAGAGAUACAUUAAAACAUGACUCCAAUCUUAGCCAGUUUCAGUGCAGCCAUUUGUCACAUGAGCAGGCUAUGUGAAUCAAAAAGUGAUCUAAAUGACAAAAAGGGGAGGUAAUGACGUCAUUUAUUGUGAAGUUUUUAAAAACGAGCCAUAAAAAAUAAAAGCCAAGCAUUCAAUAAAAUGGGGUUGCAGGCCUAGGAGAAACAUGACACCAUCACUCAUAUGAUCGACAGCUGUCAAGAUAAACGAGCAUUCCCAAGAGCUGGCUUCCCAUUGUAGAUAUACCCGUGGCUAUUGACUAACUUUUCACAAUCAAUAAAGACAUCUCCUGUGCCAUCACAAACACUCACACAUGCAUGUAGCAACAUGUUCUUCACAUUCAGACACUGUACACAGUCGGCCAAACACAUAUACAAAGGGAGACGAUCAACAAUUACAAUUAGGAAAAUUUCAAUUAGACUCCGGUCAGAACAGAUUGAGGCCAAGCCAUCUGGGCUAUGGGAAUGUUCUAAAUCAAAACAGAAAAAGUUGAGAAGCAUAUUCAUAAUGAAGCCAUUUAAAAAAUGGGAUCUUACCAUCCACUAAUUUAUACAAGAAACGCUAUUGAUGGUAAAUGAACAUGAAUUGCUAUAAAUGCAGUAAUAGGAUUAGAAGUCGUUUUACUAGAAGAUCUUGUGGUGAACACUUGGGACAGUGGAGUGGUGGUUUAAUGAGAGAAUCUGAUCAGCAGUUUCCAGGGUCAAUGUUCUUGAUUGGCAGAUGGACAGAAGGAAGGAAAGGCUUUGGAAGGGGAGGAGUGGAAGAAAAAGGGGCUCAACCCUGCAGUCCAUUCCACCAAACAGCAAAGUGUGGGAAAGGUCUUUGUUCUUUUCACAUUUUUUUUAAAUUUGUAUUUAAAAAGGAGGUGGGUGAUGGUCACGGGGAUUGCAGUUGUAGCACGGCGUCCCUCAUGGAAAAACUCAUUAUUUUAAAACAAAGACAAAAAAGAAACUUCAAAA